Messenger RNA from Oryza brachyantha (malo sina), 1220 nucleotides. RefSeq names its product probable cinnamyl alcohol dehydrogenase 8A. Gene Ontology annotation, biological process: lignin biosynthetic process. Gene Ontology annotation, molecular function: zinc ion binding; cinnamyl-alcohol dehydrogenase activity. Lineage: Eukaryota; Viridiplantae; Streptophyta; Magnoliopsida; Poales; Poaceae. The record is from RefSeq and is a predicted model, not a curated record.
UUCAAUCCAACUACUACUCUACCAAUAGCUUGUAGUAGAGAAGGGAUCGAGCUAGGAGUACGUGGUGAUCAAUGGCGGACGGCACGGCGGUGCUCGGGUGGGCGGCGAGGGACCCCUCCGGUCACCUCUCCCCGUACAGCUUCAAAAGAAGGGUUCAGAAGGAAGACGACGUGACGAUCAAGGUGCUCUUCUGCGGGAUCUGCCACACCGACCUGCACGUCAUCAAGAACGAGUGGGGCAACGCCAUGUACCCCGUCGUCCCCGGGCAUGAGAUCGUCGGCGUUGUCAGCGGCGUCGGCGGAGGGGUCACCAAGUUCAAGGCCGGCGACAUGGUGGGGGUUGGGUACUUCGUCAACUCGUGCGGCUCCUGCGACAGCUGCGGCGAGGGGUACGACAACUACUGCCCGACGAGUGUGAUCACGUCCAACGGCACGGACUACGACGGCGCGACCACCCGGGGCGGCUUCUCCGACGUCUUGGUGGUGAAGCAGGACUUCGUCGUGCGCGUGCCGGGGACCCUGCCGCCGGAGGGCGCGGCGCCGCUGCUGUGCGCCGGCGUGACCGUUUACAGCCCGAUGGUGGAGUACGGCCUGAACGCGCCGGGGAAGCACCUCGGGGUGGUCGGCCUCGGCGGGCUCGGCCACCUCGGCGUCAAGUUCGGCAAGGCGUUCGGGAUGAAGGUGACGGUGAUCAGCACGUCGCCGUCGAAGCGCGAGGAGGCGCUCGAGCGGCUCGGCGCCGACGCGUUCCUGUCCAGCCGCGACGGCGAGCAGAUGGCGGCGGCGGCGGCGACGAUGGACGGCAUCAUCGACACGGUCUCCGCGGGGCACCCGCUGGUGCCGCUGCUGUCGCUGCUGAAGCCCAAGGGGCAGAUGGUGGUGGUGGGCGCGCCGAGCACGCCGCUGCAGCUCCCGGCGAUCGCCAUCAUCGAUGGCGGGAAGCGCGUGGCCGGGAGCGGGGGCAGCGUGGCCGAGUGCCAGGCGAUGCUGGACUUCGCCGGGGAGCACGGCAUCGCGGCGGACGUGGAGGUGGUCGCCAUGGACGCCGUGAACGCCGCCAUCGCCCGCCUCGAGAGGAACGACGUGAGGUACCGCUUCGUCGUCGACGUCGCCGGCACCAUACACGCCGCGCCGGCCUAGGUAGCCAUAGCCGUUCGUUCUGGCGUGUUGGUGUCCAAGCGUGUGCGUCAACUGUGUCAUCGUGCUUGCGGCUUGCGUGUA